Molecule: messenger RNA, 984 nt
Organism: Soboliphyme baturini
Lineage: Eukaryota; Metazoa; Nematoda; Enoplea; Dioctophymatida; Soboliphymatidae
Source: the annotation of a GenBank genome assembly
AUGAGCGGUGAUGUUUGCCGCGAUUCUCGGAUCAUUUCUCUGAACUACUCUAAUUCCUCGCCGAUCCGUUCGUCGUCGUUUCCAUACACUUAUUCAAGAACAUACAAAGAUCCCUCUGUUUCGACAAAUCAUCUUUAUAGCAGUGCCGGCAGCAAGCAACGCUUAGGCAUUAGCGGGGAGUACCGGAGCAUACCAUCGAACAGGCUAGGGUACCAGAAUCGUCGAUCGUUCACCGACGUUGACUUCUUGCAACACAAGUGGAACCUGAUUAACAACUUAAACAAUCACCUGUACGGAAGGAAGUCGUCAGUCGAUACUAACAGAAGUCUGAAAACCACCUGUGACAUUACUCCGUACCGACCACCCAGUCGGGCGUCGUUGUCGUUCGUUCCAAAAAGCCCCGUGAACUCGUCGUCGUACGACGUACGACGCCUGAAGUCGCUUGUCGGUCGAGAUCGGACUUCGUCGACGUCGUGUUCGCCAACCGCCCAGAGAUGUCAGAUCAGUUCACGGCCUCUGUCGCAGCAGCUCUACAGCAUUUCAUGCUCAUCCAAACAUAAUGACCGGCGCCAGUUCAGCCCUUUUUCAUACUCGCUUUGCACGCCGCUUUCAAGAAGCUCGUCAUCGCUGAAGGCCGCUGCGUUGUCGAGCGAAAGAGCUGCUCAUAGAGUAUAUGACUCUUGUGACUUAUCCACGAGGAAUAAGUCGAAAACCGUCAUGAAUUGCGAUUAUGACUCAACUGAAGGUGCUCCUAGACAUUACAUGAUUGAUGCAACCGAUAAAAAUAAUGGCAGCUGUUGCGGCUCCGGCUCUGGCCUCGUGUCCGUCUCUGUCUCUGUCUCAGGCUCCGGCCCUGGCUCCGGCACCGGCGGCACCAGCGGCACCAGCUCCGGCUUCGGCAGAGACUUUCUUCGGCGCAGAAACGAGAACGUGGAAUGGUGCUCACGCUAUGCGUCUCUUGGUUCCAAAUGGGCAACUCGCGCU